ACGAACGAGACGAGACGACAUUCGGCGAAAAUUAACGGUGGUGUUCGGUUAGAGCCCGUAGAGUAUCUGUAUCUCAGAGUUACUCGUGUCGGUUGGUUUUCGUGGUCGAGCUUGAGCAGAAAGUGGAAAAUUGUCAUAAAUCUCAUCCAGAGUUCUGUUUUGAUUCCUGCGCCAUGAUCCGGUCCAGUGCGAUAUAGUCCAGUCAAGCUGAGAAUCGAAGCGGUGUGAUGCUGUGUUGAGUGCCCGAUCCAAAUCCAAUUCCCAAUCCCCUCAACUACUCUGCUGUGCGUGUGUAUGUAUGCAUACACGACAAUGUGUGCACAUACAUAUGUCUGCAUGUACAUACGAAAUUGAAAUUAUGCAAAAUGUGCAAUAUACUGGGGAGCCCAGUUAAGGAGCAGUGCUUCAAACGCGAUAUCGAUGGAAAUGUAACUGUUACGUACUGUGUGUGUGGAUUCCACUGUACUUAUCCUGUGCCCAAACCGUCAAGCGAAACGCAUGCCUAUAGCGCAUCUGGCACUUAACACAGUCCACGAAAGUAAUUUUUCUGAGACUAAGGAUUCCAAAUAAUAUAGAUAAUUUUUAAUGGGAUGUUAUUGGAAAUGAUCGAAUGCGACCACAGUUUUUCUCCUAAAUGGACACUUAAUAAAUAGGAGAUGCAAGUGGAAAGAAAAAUCAUCCCACUGAUAAGUAGUUCCUUCACUAACGCGCCUACAGUAGCUUCAUUAGUCUUAGGAAUAGCUCCAAUAAAAUCAGCAAGAUCUUUUGCUGCCCCAGAAAAUAUCAUAAAAGUUUUGCAAACUUUUAUAUCUGCACUGACUGAACAAGCCAUAGUGCAGAGGGAAAAGAAACCCGUUAGCACUGUAAUGGCAUCAAAGGGUGAUGUAAGCUUGGCGCAGUCAGAUGCGACAGUGCCGACAUUGACGCCAUCAACCCCAUACUUAAGUAGUUCAGAAAGUGGCAGCAAUGAACAAGACAAAUAUAUAUCUGGCCUUCCGAAUAAUCGCAAACGCUUGAAGCUGUCCACUCUUGAACUAAACAGCAGCCAGGGCAAUGAUGUUGACAGUCCAAUCGACGAGCCCGAUUUGGAUCAAAAUGCAAGAAUUGCAGACAGUAAGUCAGAUGAUUAUGCUGAUAUGGAAAAUCGUCUGCCAAGCAACUGCAACAGCGUCAUUGAGGGGGCAUUAUCUGUGGACAGCUCGGAGAGGAAAAGUCCAGAAAAAUUGGUCCAAUUCGAUAACAACUGCUAUGUGCCUCCGGAGCAGGCACUGGUUACUAGUGUGGAAUUGGUAGUUCCAGCCCCUCAGAACUCUUCGUCAAGCAUACCGGUUAGGCGCUCCGAGGACCCAAAGCACAGCGCCCUUGGAGAAUCCUCGGCAGCUUCGUCAUCGACCAUUGAUAACAAACUGCAGUACAGUACGGGUGGUCUUUACACCUCUAGUAGUUCCACAAGUAUAUUAGCAAACGAUAAAAUCGAUGGUUGUGCAAAUGACUCUUCCAAUUUGAACUUAAGAACUCCUACUAAGUUAGCAGUAACGACAGCAACGGGUGAUAUUUUGAUUGAUGAUCGAAGGACUUCUUUAUGGACGCCUCACCAUGACCAGUCGGGGCAAACGCAGCAGCAGUCGAGUGAGCCUAAGCAAGAGCCUGUGAAUGUUAGCUCGGAACUGUCAUACCAACUUCAGCAUCGUCAAUCCGAACUUUUGCUACAAAUUGAGAAGGAGAGCUCUGGAACGGGUGCUUUUUCCCAGGCGAUUCCACUUUCAUUGCAGCAUCAACAUAAUAAUGGAACACAAGAACAAUAUGGCCAAGCAGAAGCGACUUCUAUUAUGGAAAACCAGAUGCAUCAUAGUUUUUAUACACAAAUGAUGCACCAGCAGCAUCUACAUCCAAAUCAGCAUCAACAAAGCAUGCAUGAACACAGUCCCAGACAUCAGCAGCAUACAGGUUAUACAAGCUAUAUACCGCACUAUCAGAAUUCUCCGAUGUUUGGUACUCAACAAAAUGAUCAUAUCCAACGUCAGCACCAACAGCAGCAACCUCUUCAACAUCCCAUGGAAUGUCAUGGGCAUUUACAUCAAGCAGCACCUAUUUUACAGCAACACCAACAUCAUUUGCAACAUGAACGGCAGCAAAUUCAUCAACACCAGCAUCAACCGACACAACAACAACAGCAAUUGCACGAAAGCUACCAUGAUCUUAUUAUGGAGGAUUUCCAUGAGGAGCCUAGCACCGCGUUCAAAUUAACGCUCUCCCCAAGUAACGCGAAACCUGAGAAUCAAGAUGACGGUUACGAGACGAGCGCCGGCGACGUUUUAACACCGAAUUCCCAUAGCUCUUCCACACACUCUGUUACCCCUCAGCAUCAAAUGCAACAUCCUAACAUCGUGCUUAUCCCGCAGAAUCAGAAGAAGCCUGAUGAGCUUGUUUUGGCAAAAAACUUACUUACCGGUGAAGCUCACUCUGACCCCACUGCAUGCUCAUCCAACAGUAUUCAAGGACAGGUUUCUGCCUCCCAGACACAUCUGGAGCUGAGUGGAGAUACUCGAUGCUCAAGCCAUGUCUCUGUUGUCAAUCCCUACAGUUUCAUGGGUGAGGAGAUGCGCAUGCAUUCUCCAGCCCAUCGCCAUAUGGAGACUGUUACUGCUGAAACGACUCGCUUCGCCUCGGGUCCAGCGCCAGUGUCAGCUUCGAAUGGCAAUCAGGAGUGCCUAAGCGGAGAAUUAUACCAACACACCCAUCAUAGUACAAGUAUCUUGGAACAAACUGACAGCUCUCAAUGCGGCUUGCAUUCUAAGCCAACGCCAAAAAAAAGGGGGCGCAAAAAAAAGCUGGUCGCUGACAGUACCGAUAUCACGCAGAUCUCAACACCAGCGAGUCAACAAGAAAUGUCUGGCGGCACUUCAGUUUGCGAAGAUAGUGGUGUUGAUCACCUACAAGCCAUGAAACCCAAGGAACGCAAAAAGCAUGACAGAUUUAAUGGAAUGUCAGAGGAAGAAGUAAUUAAACGGACAAUUCCAGAUCAUCUGUGUGAUAAUCUUGAUAUUGUUAUAGUAGGAAUAAAUCCUGGAUUGUUCGCCGCAUAUAAAGGUCACCACUACGCAGGACCAGGAAAUCACUUCUGGAAGUGCCUUUACUUGGCAGGACUUACUCAGGAGCAGAUGAGUGCCGAUGAGGAUCACAAAUUGCUAAAGCAUGGAAUCGGAUUUACAAACAUGGUGGCGAGAGCCACCAAAGGUUCAGCUGACCUUACAAGAAAGGAAAUAAAGGAGGGCAGCCGAAUUUUGCUGGAAAAGCUUCAAAGGUUCCGGCCAAAAGUAGCCGUUUUUAAUGGCAAACUUAUUUUUGAGGUGUUUUCUGGAAAAAAGGAGUUUCACUUUGGUCGGCAACCUGACCGCGUCGAUGGCACUGACACAUACAUUUGGGUGAUGCCAUCAUCAUCAGCACGAUGCGCACAGUUGCCUCGCGCUGCCGACAAAGUUCCCUUUUAUGCGGCUCUUAAGAAGUUUCGGGACUUUCUCAACGGGCAGAUACCCCACAUCGAUGAGUCUGAAUGCGUGUUUACAGAUCAGCGAAUCCGACAGUGUAGCGAGCAGCAACAGGUUGAAACCAGCGGUAAAAUUAAGCAAACUCAUCAAACUUCACUUGGAGAUCCUCAAGCGAGUCUAGCUUUUGUGGGUAACUGUAGUGGUUCAAGCGCAGGCGCUGCGGAAUGUGGUAAUGUCGCCGAGGAGGCAGAUGACAAAAUGAUGCCCCAUAUGACUGCCAAUGUGUCAUCUUCCAAUAAUGCGACGGAUCGUGGAACAUUUUCCUUUACGGGAGACGAUAGACCCAUGCUACCGGUAUCAAAUCACAACACCGCCCCUAAUGAAAGCACUUACUUGGGUGUGUUUGGUCCGCAGCAAUCCCUGCCGCAGCAACCAUUAGAGAAGAAAAAACGUGGUCGACCUAAAAAGAUAAAGGGACAAGAGAUAAUUGAUCGUUCUGUGGGCGGCAAAAUCGCCAUUGGCGGACCACAUAUGCCUCAGCACGAUUUUAACAAUAUACUAAACCUUUCGGUUAUCUCAGCCGGCGGCAGCAUCGAAACUCCAAAAAAGAAGAGGGGCAGGCCAAAAAAACUAAAACCCGCUAUUGACAAUAUUCUGUCUGUCAAACAGCUUCAGCACGGAAACACUAAUCCAAACACGGCAGCCGGAUUGUCAGUAACCUCAAUGCAUCCACUCUCAAUGGAGCAUAUAGCAGCGUCCCCGCAGAGCAGUCAUCAAAUGCCGCCUAGUUUGUACAACACGCCGCCACCGUCGCACCUUUUGUACAACGCAUCGGCAUCACCGAUGGCAUCCCCCGCCCUCAAUUGCAAUUACAAUCAAGUACACAGCCAUGGAACUCCACCAGUGGGGCAAGCGACUCCCGUCGCUCAGGGCACGUCGCCCAAUAUCGACCCCCAGAACGAGCACCUGUCUCCCCAGAAGCAAAAUCAGCAUGGAAAUAUGGAAGCUGGACUAGAUAUGCGGGAUCAACCUCACUUGGGUGAGACGCCUCCUCCAAGUUCGCCAAACAUGUGUCCAGCUGUCGACUUCGAGCCACCAGACGAGCACUCCGACUCGCAAGUGGGCACAGGGGAGCCAAAUAAAACAGUUGAGUUGGGCCAACAGCAAUCGCAAACAGUGGAAAAGGACCAAUAUGACAGUCCCGCACGUGACGGCGAGGCAAACAUAGCUCAUCCUCACGAGCACUACCAGCAAUGGGUUUCGCCGCAUACCCAACAAAAUCUUCAGCCAGCGCAGAAACUAACACAUCAGCACCUUCAUCACCCCAUGCAACACUUUCAGCAGGAGCAGUCGGACAACUGGCAGCGCUACGAAGAACAGAAUUCGAAUCCUUACAUGUUAAUUACUGCUCACCACCAAAAUCUUAGUCCAAGGCUGGGAAAUCAAAGCCACCAGAACACUCCCCAGCCAGGACACAUCGGCUCAGACGUUGCUCGCAAGAGCUUGUGUGGCCUCGAAUCGCUGGUUGAUCAAAUACCAGCAAUAAGGGAACACGAGUGCAGCAAUAUACCAUCGGCGACAGCAGCGGCAGCAGCGGCAGCUGUUGAAAGUCGUCUUCUAGGCUUGCAUCAACAGCAGCAACAGCAACACCAGCAACAGCAACAGCAACAGCAGCAGCAGCACCAUCAUCUACAGCAGCAACAACAGCAAACACAACAACAGCACCAGCAGCAACAACAACAACAACAGCCACAACAACAACAACAGCACCAGCAACCAAAACGUUGCAAUCAAGAGAAUCCGGUACAGGCGGAAUCAUGUAGACCAUCAAGAGAGAAUAGCAACGUCAGCAACAACAAUUUUUCUGUAAGCAGUUUAGCUGCUUCCGCUUCGACUGCAAGAACUGACAACGAAGCUUUAUAUGGCAACAGUGGGGAAACCCGAGUCAACAGUGAAAGCAGCAAUAGUAACAACAACAAUUGUGGCAACAGCAUCGACUAUCCUAUUCAUAGUCCAUCCGGUUAUCCUCAUCAUGCACCUCACUUGAUGGGUAGCGCUAUAGGGGCGAAUAUUAAUAACUCGGAGCCCAGUCCGCAUCACCUUUCCCAUCCUCAUCCACCUCCUCACUCACAUCCGCAUCCAAUGUAUGUGGACCAAGCGCACCAUAUGGCCCACAUCCCUUCAGUAAAUGUGAAUUCAAUGUACAGUGCAUCUGCAUAUGGAACGCAUCCACAACAUAAUACAGGGGAAUAUGCAGCAACACACAGCCACUAUAGCCUGGGCGGUACCAUUCAGACUACUGGGCCAACCAGCACUGCAACUUUACACGUCCCGAGUCCAAAUUAUCCUUUUGGACACCACCCAUAUAGUCACACACCGCCACAAGCAAAUUACCCAAGCUAUACUCAUCCACAUACUCAUCAUCAUUCACACCAUAGUCAUCCCUCACAUCAUCUGAGCGUAUUUGAUCACCUAAAGCCGUCCGACAUAAGUGGGUACGGCGGUUUUUGAUUAAAAGAAGAUCAAGAGGAUACACAGCAACCGUUACCGAUAUCAGAAUCGCAACGAUCCGAAUACAGCGACUUGAUGUAAAUGUAAAUCUUAUAAGAUUUUGCGUCCCGCCGCAUCUCAGCAAUAUUUAUCAAUCUCCGGCUUUGCCGAUUCUAAAUUAAGGAACUUUUAGAUCUUAUAUAUACAAUAAGAUAACCAAAGACUCCGCCUAAUAGAAUUAUUUAAGCGUUACUUUCUUAAACUACAAAAUACUACAUAUGAUAAUGUUUACUUAAACUAUAUACGUAACUUACAAGAAAGAUCGAUCCCGAAACGUUUGUUUGUACUUAAUGAGAUAAUUUAAGCAUACUUUAUUUUAUUCACACAUAAAUAUUGCACAACUUACUAUUAAAUAAUAAAGUUUCAAAACGAUAUUCAAAACAGUGCCAGACCUUAAUCUGGUUCCCCCAUAGCAAUAUAUUUU
Drosophila suzukii is the source of this 6462-nucleotide messenger RNA. RefSeq names its product Thymine DNA glycosylase (gene Tdg). Lineage: Eukaryota; Metazoa; Arthropoda; Insecta; Diptera; Drosophilidae. Gene Ontology annotation, biological process: base-excision repair, AP site formation. Gene Ontology annotation, cellular component: nucleus. The record is from RefSeq and is a predicted model, not a curated record. Gene Ontology annotation, molecular function: pyrimidine-specific mismatch base pair DNA N-glycosylase activity; uracil DNA N-glycosylase activity; DNA binding.